UCUUCCUUCCGUAAUCACUUUCCCACACAUACACACAAUCUCUCUCUCCUCUGACUUUAUUAAUACAUCUCUGGAUUCCCGUCGAUCGCCGGAGACAGAAAAGCCUUCAUCAUGUCUUCUCGGCUGGUCAAUCGUCCUCUGGAUCCGAAGCAGAGGGACAAGGAUAUCAAUCAAAAGCUACAACUGUAUGGCAUCUAUCAAGCUUUCAAGAAUGGCAAGCUUCCAUCGAACAAGCAAUGCGACGUUGCGCUGAACAGUGCUCUCAAGUCCAAGGCUCUCACAUCUCCAUCUGCGGAAUUGUCCGAAGAAGGGCAAAACCUCAUUCAAGAUCUCCGUGACGUCAUUGAGCAUGCGAAGCAAAUGAUCCUCAGCAAGAAUGACGGCCAGUUGAUCCAGGAGUUUAUCUGGGAUGCUCAGAGCAUCACCGGUGAUGACUUCAAGGAGAAGCCAAACGUCCCAUUGAGUAGGGAAUCGUCUCAGCAGGAUGCUAGGGCGGCCUUGGAAGGCUUGAAGACAUUAGGAAACCUCCUGAUCACCAAUGGAGAGUUCCGCAAGCUCUUGAACGAUGCCUGGAUCAUUGUCCGUGAUAUUGCUGGCGAUGCUUCGCAGAAAGCUGCGGGCCAGGUUCGCCCGUCAGAGGAACAACUAUCGCAGGUCGACGAGCCGGCCGAGGAGAAUACCUGGCACGAGAAGCCCGACUAUAAGAAGCACAAGGAGAACUUCACUUCCCGCUUCAGGAAGAACAAAGCUACGGCCGAACAACAAGCGAAUGAAGUGGUCGAUUCUGCCACCCAGGCCACCACGGCUGGUCAACAGUCAGAGUCUGCCGAGCAAACUGACGGCCAUGCUGGUGCUAACGUAGGUGCUCAGAAGACCAAGGAAAAGCUGUCCGAGAACAUCCCAGAAGAGAAGAAGAGUCGUGCUCGUGAUCUCUCCGGCCGGACAAAGGGCUACCUCUCGAAGAAAAUGCCCAAGGAGCGCCGUGAGCAAGCGAUCUGGCGUCUGAAGAAGAUGGUCAUUGAGAUCCAAGGCCGUGCUGAUUACCAAAAGGCUGUCGAGACCUUGCUAUCUCUGGCCGAGAAGUAUGGUAGUACCACCAGGAAUUUUUCUCAACAGGGUGCUGGAGCUGUCCAGGGUACUCGUGGCACUGACAAGAUCAGUAAAAUGGAGAAGAACCUACGGGUUUUGAUUGAGCGUUUUGCCAACAGCACGUCUAUGGAUGACCUCUUCGACUCUCUAGAAAAUAUUUACAGGGAUGCGGACAGAGACCCUGAACUCAAGGGAUGGUUUAAGAACAUGGACACUUUCAUUCGUAAAUCUCUCCAGGAGCAAGGUUACAUUACGCAAGACGACUGGGACCGCCACUAUGACCAAUUAGCCGACCACGGUCGAUACUUGUUGCGUGAACGUUACCGGAACCACACAGACCGUAUCCUGGACGAGAUCAAGUUCAUUGGCGAUCAAUUCGCCCAGGACCCCCAGAACAAGGCCUUCGGAGAAUCCGUUGAGAGGCUGUUCACUGAUCUCGGUCGGGACCCAAGUGGGAAUGUUUCUUUCAAGCCACAUCUUCUUACGGACCUUCGGGAUGUCAUUCUGCCUGGUAUCUUUGAAAAUGUCCGCUACGUCCCUAUUCCUCGUAUUGAGGUGUCAGACCCCAUGGCUGAUGUGGUCGUGGAAAAUCUUGUCAUCGAGAGUGAUAACUUGAUGCCGAAUGUUGUUGAGUUUGGCAGUGACAACUACCUCCGUUGGGGGCGCAAGAAGAUUAGCAGCAAGAGAGACAACAAGAUCAUGUUUUCUGUUUCUGGAAUUCAGGCUGACUUGAGAGAUGUCAGUUACUACAUUAAUAAGAAGCAGGGGUUCCCCGCCAUCGAGGACAAAGGAAUUAUGGACAUCUUCUUGGGUGGCGAAGGCUUUGGUUUCAAGAUUGCAGCCUCCAAUGCCCAAAAGGAAGACCGUCAAAACUUCGUUAAGCUGGAAAAAGUAUCAGUGAAAAUUGAUGCAUUCAGCAUCAAACUGAAGAAGUCCAAGCAUAAGACUCUGUUCACGAUCUUCAAACCAUUGCUUUUCCGCACUGUCCGUCCAGUCCUGCAAAAGGUCCUCGAGCAACAGAUCCGCGAUGCGUUCUCCAAGGGCGACGCCUUUGCCUACGAGAUCCAUAGCGAGGUCCAGCGCGCAAAGGAAGCCGCCGUCGAUGAUCCCGCAAACGCGCCCAACAUUUACACCCGGUAUCUGGACGCCAUGCGCGCCAAGAUGGAACAGAAUAAGCAGCAGGCCCAGGCAGUCGCCCAGCGCGAUACUAAGGUCCAGACAGCAACGACGCUCCAUGACUCCCUUUUCCCAGAAAUCCAGCUUCCGGGUGGCAUCUCUACCAAGGCCACCGAAUACAAGGAGCUCGCGCAGAAGGGAGAGCGCUGGGAGUCACCCAUAUUCACUAUCGGCACUGCCCCAGAGUCUACCAAUAUCCCCUCUCCGGCUGAUAUCACCCGCAAGCCCCACACAACCACUUCAGGCCGCUUGGCGGAUAGCAAUGUGGCCGAUGGUAGCGCAACAGCCACCGGCGCCCACGCUACCAACGGUUCCACCACUGUCGGAGCGACGAAUGGUACCGCCGCCGUUGGAGGAACGAAUGGAGUGACAAACGGUGCCAGUAAGACGAACGGCUACGGCGCUCCCGGAUUCUCAGACCAGGUCGACAAAGCCUUCACUAGCGAUGGGGGCCUCAAGACUACCCACGAAGAUCCCAGCACCACCAUUCCAGGCACCGAACGUGCAUUUAACCCCCAGACUGCAUAAAAGAUCGGACUCAAUCAUAUCAGUUCUCUUCUUCAGAUGUAUCCUACACGAUUUUUUUGUUUUGAUAUCCCAGUUUCUGUUGUUGUUGGCUCCUGUUCCUGUUCCCGUUACCGUUACCCCCCUGUGUUGGACUGUAUUUGGUACUGUUCACUUAAUUGUCGUUAUAGUCUGCGUGAUGUUAUUACUCCUUACACAUGUUAAUGCUCUAUGAUCGUAACUCAUCAGAAGGUAUUUAGUU
Aspergillus alliaceus is the source of this 3031-nucleotide messenger RNA. RefSeq lists its product as uncharacterized. NCBI's taxonomy places the organism in Eukaryota, Fungi, Ascomycota, Eurotiomycetes, Eurotiales, Aspergillaceae. Bases 112 to 2793 code for a protein of 893 amino acids. The transcript has 11 exons. The record is from RefSeq and is a predicted model, not a curated record.